This is a messenger RNA of Ornithodoros turicata, 2643 nucleotides long. RefSeq lists its product as uncharacterized. Lineage: Eukaryota; Metazoa; Arthropoda; Arachnida; Ixodida; Argasidae. The record is from RefSeq and is a predicted model, not a curated record. The coding region runs from base 1 to 2643 and encodes 880 amino acids. The transcript is spliced from 2 exons.
AUGUGCGACCCUAAAUGGUCGGGAAGCUCGUCAACGAAAGCGAAAGAAGUUGACACAGUUGCCAUGCACGCAGCAAGCUCCGAUCGAGACAGGGUCAGUGCCACUGUACUUUUGCAGACGUUCCGCUCAUGGGUCAUCGCUGGCAAUCAAUCCGCAUAUAUCCGAGGUAUUUUCGACGGCGGCAGUCAGAAAAAGUUCGUUCGAGAAGAUGUGUCACGGCAGCUGGGGCUACCGGUACUGGAUGAAGUAACCGUGCGACUUAACACAUUUGGUGACCCAGAAACGUCAAUAAGUUCACACAGAAGAAGACUGGUCCAGGUGCGUUUGCGGAGCCAGUACGAUCAGAAAGAGCAUCUGAUUGAAGCCGUAGAAAUUACUUUCAUCUGUAAGGACCUGGCAGACGCCACGGCAAAUGACAGCUUCGUGGACGCCAUCAGAAGGGAGGGCGGUUCCAUUGCCGACGAAAUGUUCUUCUCAGGAGCGAAAGCCGAAGUAGGAAUCUGUCUUCUGAUUGGAGCGGAUCAGAUGUGGAGGUUCCUAAAGUCCGAUGUGCGACGGUCUGGGGCGGACGACCGUACAGUUGCGGUGAACACGCAGUUAGGCUGGACGUUCCAAGGUCCCACCGCUGUCCUGUCGUCAGUCACCGGAGACAUCACGCUUACCUGCGCGUUACACGUGGAGGCAAGCACCGAGGAAAGGCCGUUUGAUCUCCGAAUGUUCUGGGAGCUGGAUGGUCUUGGGAUAACAGACGGCGAAAAUGACCAGCGCUCAGAGGACGACGCAGUGUGGCUACAUUUCCAGGACACCAUACAAAAGGAGGACGGCCGAUAUAAAGUGAGUUUGCCGUGGAAGACUGGCAGUGCCACGCUGAGGGACAACCGGGAAGUAGCUGAGCGUAGGCUGAGAAGCCUGAUGAAGAGACUUCGUUCGAACAAAACUCUUCUGCUGGAGUACGAUUGUGCGAUGAGGAAGUACCUCAACGACGGACAUGCAGAGGUAGUUACCGCAGCGGAGCAAGCACCAACAGAGCAUAUUUAUUAUAUGCCACACCAGGCGGUUGUCCGGGAGAAUUCAACGACAACGAAGCUCAGAGUUGUCUUUGAUGUUUCAUCGCAUGCCCCGGGGACCGCAUCUCUGAACGCGCAUCUCGAAAAGGGACCGAAGCAAAACACGGAACUACUGCCGCUGCUGCUGCGCUUUCGGACGGUCAAGGUCGCUCUGGUGGCGGACAUUGCCAAAGCGUUUCUCCAGAUUGUAGUCAGGGAAGAGGAUCGUGACGCACUUCGUUUCCUGUGGUGUAACGAAACACCGAAGGAAGAUGAUCACGAGCCACGCUUAGAAGAGCACUACGCUGCGACCAUAGAAACAGGACUUUUGGGAUUACGGUGGAAUCAACACACUGACAGCAUCAAGCUCGCGGAAUGCAGCCCACCCAACACCACGUCGGCGGGCAACACGAAACGGUCGGUGCUGCAGCUCUCAGCCUCGAUUUUCGACCCACUUGGUGUUGCCAGUCCAUUCACGAUACGGGCUCGCAUGCUCUUCCAGCGCAUCUGGCAGCAUGGUCUUAAUUGGGACGACGAACUACCUGAAGAAGUAGCUUUGGAGUGGAAGCGCUGGUGCGAGGAACUGCCGGACAUGGCAAGAAUCGAAAUACCUCGGUAUGUGAGCCAAGGGGUUGAAGACAUUGCGAACGCAAUCCAGGUGCACGUCUUCACGGACGCCAGUCAGUCGGCUUACGGAGCCACCGUAUACCUGCGCACAGAGGACGUCAAUGGAAAGGUCGUGGUCACGCUGAUGGUUGCUAAAGCACGAGUUGCGCCGCUAAAAACACUGACCCUACCCCGCCUAGAACUCAUGGGAGCUCUAAUAGGAUGUAGGCUGGCCAAAAGCCUUUUGGGUUCGCUCUCUCACCUUCCCCUCCAGCUAAUCUUCUGGACAGACUCGAACAUCGUACUCUGUUGGAUUAAAGGAUCGGCACUGCGGUGGAAGCAGUUUGUACGCAACAGGGUGACAGAAAUUCAAACUGCAACCGAUCUAGCUGCUUGGAGGCACUGUCCAGGGGAGCAAAAUCCAGCGGACCUGCUCACAAGAGGUGAAAGCAUGGAGAAACUGCUACACAGCAAGAUAUGGUUCAGAGGCCCUGCAUGGUUGUCGGAGUCGGCGGAGUUACGGCCCAGCGGCACGCACGAACCGCAGGUGAACGAAGAGACUGUAGAAGCAGAACGGGUUAAGAUACAAGUGCUCUUCGUGGACACUGACACUACUACUUCCAGCCUACUGAGGCUAGAUAACUACAGUAGUUGGUAUUUCGUGUUGAGGCUCACAGCAUGGAUUCGCCGCUUUGCAGACCGUUGCAGGCGAAAGAAGAGGCGACAAGGGCCCCUAACUGCUAAUGAGGUUCAUGAGGCUGAGGUCCAUUGGGUUAAAGAGGCACAAAGGUCCGAGUACUACAAGGAGCUACAGGAGCUCGCAGGUGGGGGCAUGGUGAGCCCGAAGUCUCCGAUCGCCCUCUUGCAGCCAGUUCUGGACCAGGAUGAUAUUUUAAGGAUCUCGGGGCGGUUGCAGCACUCGACAUUGCCAACGGACGUAAGACAUCCGGUGCUCCUCCCGCACGGACACAGUCACCGAACUGAUCGUUGA